Psylliodes chrysocephalus is the source of this 478-nucleotide messenger RNA. NCBI's taxonomy places the organism in Eukaryota, Metazoa, Arthropoda, Insecta, Coleoptera, Chrysomelidae. The record is from the annotation of a GenBank genome assembly.
AGAGCAUUUUAUAAAAAAUUAAUAAAAGAUUUUAGAUUUUCCUUGAGAACUCCAGAAUCAACCUCGAUUGCUCGCAUGAUGGGUUUUAACAAAGAAAACGUUAAACAGUUUUUUACGGUCUAUAAAGAAUUAAAAUUAACACACAAUUUUGCAGCUAUUCGCAUUUACAAUUGUGAUGAAACUGGAAUUUCAACAGUUCCUACAAAAAAUCCUAAAGUUUUAACACCAACAGGAAACAGAAGAGUCAUUAAAAUUUCAUCGGCAGAACGAGGAAUUAACGUCACAGCUUUAUGUUGUAUUAGUGCUGUUGGUACGUAUGUUUUUCCGUUUUUAGUAUUUCCAAGGGUAAGAAUGCAACCUUCUUACUUAAAUGGACUUCCACCAGGUUCCAUUGAAGUAGCCCAUCAGAGCGGUUGGAUGAAGACUGAAAAUUUUACAAAAUUUCUUGAACAUUUCAUUAAUCUUGUGAAAUCAAAGG